Molecule: messenger RNA, 1917 nt
Organism: Effrenium voratum
Lineage: Eukaryota; Dinophyceae; Suessiales; Symbiodiniaceae
Source: the annotation of a GenBank genome assembly
AUGGGGGGGCCGAAGCGGCAGCGAGCGAGAGGCUCGCCUUGGCCCGAGCCGGACGUCUUUGCCAACUUUGCCCAGAUCUCAGGGUGUCGAGGUGGCCAGAUGCUGCAGGCACAGGAUCCGCAGAAGUUUUCGGGACUUUGCUUCGGGAGUUCCUCGCAUGGCUCGGAAGCCGGCGCCGCGGCUGGCGGCAUGCGCCUGUCCUGGCAGCUGGCACUCCUGGCGCUCUUCGCGGCCGGCGGCGUUUUGGUCUGGCAGAGGUCGCUGACCAACGACGUGUCGUCCAAUGCGCUGAGUGCGCAGGAAGCGGGGCCCUGCCUGGGGGACCAGCUGGAGAAGUUGGCGCAGCUCCACGCCGGCGGCGCGCUCUCGUCGGAGGAGUUCCGCGCAGCCAAGGCGAAGCUGCUCGGCGAGGGACACAGCCAGGCUGAGCACAUUUCCGCCACCCGGCCUCCCACCACCUCGAGACCAGCUGCGGAGGACGCGACGCGGAGCCCGAGCCAGGCAUCACCAGCACCACCGGCCGCCAGCCUCAGCUUGAACCAGGAAGCUGUGAGACAGCUGCCGCGCUUUCCCGACCACUUGCAUGUGCAUGCAGCGAAGGGCCUCUACUUGCCCUCGAACUUCCAGGAAGUGCCGCUCCUACCAGACGAGAUCUGGGAGGCGAGCAUGGCGGACAGCAUCAAGGACUUCCCGUCGGUCCAGGCGUUGCUGCUUCGUCUCCUGAGGAACGAGACCGUGAGGAUCCAAGUCUACGGUGGCAGCAUGACCUUCGGCGAGGGCUGCUGCACCGACUGCAAAAUGCGGCUCCGUGAGUGCAGUUGGCCAGGCCAACUGAAGGCCCGACUCGAGCAGGUGGGUGGCCAGGUGCUGCUGGAGCAUCGAGCCAGGGGCGGCUGUGACCUUGAGUGUUCCUUACCUGAAGUGGUGAUGACCUUGAGUAACUCCAACCAGGCCAUCGACUUGCUUCUACUGGACUUCGGCCAAAAUGGCAUGGGCAGGCUGACCACCCUGGAGGAGAUUGUCCGGGUGUGUCACCUCUUCCUGCCGAAGACAGUGGUCUUCAUAAUUUGGAACCGAGACAUGGGCGGCAAAAGCCGGUCCUAUCGGGACAAGACCUUGCACACGAACUAUCGGGCGGUGGCGAAGCACUAUUCCUUGCCCUUCUUCAGCUACGAGCACGCCAUGGAGCGCGGUGCGGAGCUUCAGGCGGAUCAGACUCUGAUGUGGGCCAGCAGAGCCACCAGGCACCCGCCGUGGCCGGCGCACGCCUUCUUCGCAGACAUGUUGGUUUUCUUCUGCAACCAGCAGCUGGCUCGCUUGGAGCGGAAAUCCGCAGACCAGCUGCAAGCCUUGCAGUCGAAGGAGUGGCAGCCGGAGCUGCUGAAGCCUAAAGACCUGCAGCUGGACAGAGAGUGGAUCAAGCCGAUGCAGAAGGUGGACUUGGCCAACGUGGACGUGUGCCUCUUCCCUUUGUCCGCCCAUGUUGCGCGGAGCCCGCAGCCGGACUCGCCGCUGCAGAGCGCGGAUGGCACCUGGCGCCUCUUCGAGGAUCGCCAUGACAAACCCGGGUGGAUCACCACCGAGGAGGGCGGGGCUUUGUCCUUCAACGUGAGCUUUAGCGCUUCGCCGCGGCUAGUGGUCCAGUACCUCCGGUCCUAUGACAACAUCGGGGCGGCCGAGCUCCAGUUCCAUAGCGCCUGGCUGUGGAUUUGGAAGGGCCUCCGGAACAAGGGUGUCCGGGACCGCUUCGAGGUGCAGGCCCGAUGGUCGGACAAGAUCUCGGUGACCCAGAACGCCCUCUUUGCCGCGGAGAAGUUGGCCAACGCGGGCUGGACGGGCGGCGAAAGAGAGGCGACGAUCUCCUUCCGGCUGACCAAGGGGCCGAAGUUCAAGCUCAUCUCUGUGAUCUCCUGUUGA